Molecule: messenger RNA, 994 nt
Organism: Arachis duranensis
Lineage: Eukaryota; Viridiplantae; Streptophyta; Magnoliopsida; Fabales; Fabaceae
Product: small heat shock protein, chloroplastic
Exons: 2
Coding region: 151-864 (237 amino acids)
Biological process (GO): response to heat
Source: RefSeq, a predicted model, not a curated record
CUCUCAAACUCUCACGAGCCUUCUCCAUUUUUCACUUCCUUGUCACAAACCCCCUCACUCUAUAUAUUCACCACCCAUCUCCGCUUCUCAAUCAGUGUAUUUAUUAUUGGGUCCAUUACUCUUCUUCUUGUUCUCCAAUAUCCACGCGCUAUGGCUAUGGCUCAAGCAAUGGCAGUGUCGUUGUCAACUACUACUUCUUCUUCUCCCCUGCUGUCCCAAAAAGCAGGGCACUCUGCUUCAACUUCUUCCAUGGCCUUCUUUCCGCAGAGGAAACCAUUGUCAAGGUUGGGAAGGGUGAGAGCUCAGGCUAAUGCCGACAACAAAGACAACUCUGUCGACGUUCAUGUUACCAAAGGUAGUAGCAACGACCAAGGCACCGCGGUGGAAAGGAAGCCUCGCAGGCCUGUUAUGGACAUUUCACCAUUCGGUCUGUUGGAUCCAUGGUCACCAAUGAGGAGCAUGCGGCAAAUGCUGGACACAAUGGACCGAAUUUUCGAAGACACCAUGUCAAUGUCAUUCCCCGGAAGAGCCGCGGGAGGAGCAGGCGAAAUUCGAGCCCCGUGGGACAUCAAAGAUGAAGAGCAUGAGAUAAAGAUGCGGUUCGACAUGCCGGGACUAUCGAAGGAAGAUGUGAAGGUGUCUGUGGAGGAUGACAUGCUCGUUAUCAAAGGUGGUCAAAAGAUGGAAGAAGGUGGUGAUGAUUCUUGGUCUGCAAAGAGCUAUAGUUCCUAUGAUACCCGUUUGAUGCUUCCUGAUAACUGCCAGAAGGACAAGGUCAAAGGGGAGUUGAAGAAUGGUGUGCUUUACAUUACAAUUCCUAAGACUAAGGUUGAACGCAAGGUCAUUGAUGUUGAUAUUCAGUGACAUUAAGAAUUUAAGAUAUCAAAAAUUUCAUAAAGCUUUUGUACACUACUUCUUGUGGAAGCCUAUGUGAUAUAUAUAAAGGUUACCGUUUGUUAAUAAUAAUGUUAUACGCGUUUAGGGUUUAGGUUAA